AUGGCAGAGGAUCAGGUUCUUCGGGGCACCAAGAGGAAACACCCCGCUGACGGUACCGAGGCUUCCUGCAAUGAACCCUACUCUUCUGCGGUCCGCAAAAUCGACCAGGAACGCUGUCAUUACGAGGAUCCCGGUCUAACAAACGGAAACUACUGUACUGGGCAGCAGCAUAGCUCCGAAUACACCAAAGGUCAACAUAUGCAGUUGCUGUCGCAUACCCAUGGGGACCCUAUACCAGACUCCUUGAACUCGGGAAGGCAGAGGGAUAAAUCCCUAACAAAGGAAGAAGAUACAGAGGUCUGCUUUGGAUCUAUCUGUGAUAUCCAUGCGCGAUUCAUCGAUACCCCCCCUUCAGAUUGCAACUAUCUUUCUGCAAAUGCACUCGAGAGCGACGAGGAGAAGCUCGAGGUUCUUCUGGGUUCUGAGUAUUGUGUGAUAUGCUCCCCAUUGAGGGAUGGUAUUAUUGGCUUCAUCAACUUGGGGGUUUCCAACACCUUGAAACGAUUAUUUGAAAUUGAAGGAACCAGACUGGAAACUUCUCUCUCUCUUUCGGAGUGGAAGUCAGGGACACAGCGCCACUCAUCCAUCGCCUGGGAAACAAAUGUCGAGAUCGCAAUUUUUGGGGCACGGAAGAAUGCUUUUCUUGUUGGUGAUUGCUUAUCCUCUGGAACUCUGUUCCUCCAAGAUCCAAAAAUUUCUUGCGAUCUGCAAUACGAGAAUCCCCAUAGGUUUCCUUUCGUCGGUGAUUUCAAAGACGAUUCUGACGACGAAUCAUCUGAAGUUGACGACAAUGACACCCUUUCGAUCAACAAACUGGUACCUGCUUCCGCCAAAAUCUCUACAAAACGUUUGGAACAUAUCCUGGAUACCUUGCAUGAGCACGACUACCUCCAGGAAGUUCAACCUGACAAGAAUCUGAAUAUAUCCCUUUUCCCUCACCAAAAGGAAGCCAUUGAUUUUAUGAUACGCCGAGAAACUGGCCGAUCAACCUCUUCUAUAUCCCUCUGGAAUAUCCAAAAGGAUAAGAACGGCAACCCACAUCAUUAUCAUGCAAUUACAGGUGACUCCACUACUGAGCUUUCAGUUGGACCGUUGGGUGGUAUCCUUGCGGACACGAUGGGCCUUGGAAAAACAGUGACAACCUUAUCAACCAUCCUUAGCACCCUUGAUCACUCGGAAGAAUGGGUCAAGAAAAGAACUAACUCUCAAGUAUCUGGGACAAAAGGCGCAAAGGCCACACUGAUUGUUGUUCCAAAUGAAGCGUUGAUGGAGCAGUGGCUCGAUGAGAUCCGCAGCAAAUUUAUACCCGGAACAUUCGACCACUGCAAAUAUCACGGUUCAUCGCGCAAAGCCUCCAUACGCACUUUCGAGGAAUUCGAUAUUGUCUUGACAACAUACGGAACUAUCAGUACGGAGUUUGCUGAGAGAGAAAGCCCGAUCUACCAAACGGACUUCUUCCGCAUUGUUCUAGAUGAAGCCCACAACAUAAAAUCGCGGUCCACGAGGAUCCAUGAAGCGGCGUGUAAUAUUUCGGCAGACAGGCGCUGGUGCCUUACUGGAACCCCAAUACAGAACGAUCUCGAUGAUCUCGGCGCCCUCGUUUCUUUUCUUCGUGUCCCAUUACUUGAGGAUCGAGGUGUUUUCAGGAAACACGUCAUCAAUCAAGCCUACAAUACUGGCACCGAUCCCUUUGAAAACCUUCGCUUAUUGCUUGGCUGUAUAUGUCUUCGUCGAACUAUGAGUCUUGGUAUGCUUGUGGAACCAACGAUCAACAAUUUAAAGUUGGACUUGGCUCCAGAAGAGAGGGAAGCAUACAUUAACAUAUUGGACUAUCACAAUAGACUCAUUGAUGUCUCAGUCAGCAAAGGGGGCUCCGUGGGUGCGUUCCAAACAGUUCUGCAGCUGCGAAUAUUCUGCAAUAACGGGCUCUACAGAAAGAAGGACAUCCGAGCCUCCCCUACCGAUCUCCUUACUUCUGAAGAGUACUUGAAUUUUUGGCAGGGAAACCAUGAAUCUCAGUGUCCUGGUACUGACAGUGAAGCUCUAGCUCUUGGCUCAUACAAACUCUCUGACUCUAAAUCUUCCCCUGAAACUUCUAAUUCGAUCAGCGAACCUUGCAGAAUACCCAUACAAAACAAUAAUACGCUGGAUCUGGCAGAGAUAGAAGGUCCUGCCUCGGAGCUAUUGAACACUCCUAAUCUAUUCCGGGAAUCGCUGACCCCGGACUACUUAUCUUUAGUCGAUCAAUCUCCGCAAACUCUCGAAGGGACGUUCUCAACCAAACAUCGUGCCAUUUUGAAGACUAUCCUUGGCCAUAUUCCCCGAGAAAAAGGAAUUGUCUUCUCAGCCUGGACCAAGAGCCUCGACAUCAUGGCAGAGCUGUUACGCCACCACGACAUUGCCUUCGCCCGAGUAGACGGUUCCAUGUCGUUUUCGCAGCGUCAGCAAGCAUUUCAAAGCUUCAAGACAAGCAGCGACGUGAAUAUACUUCUGAUGACCAUUGGCACCGGUGCGGUUGGACUGAAUCUCUCCAUCGCCACACGGGUGCAUAUUAUGGAACCAUCGUGGAAUCCGAUGGUCGAGCAGCAAGCAAUUGGUCGCGUUGUUCGUCUCGGACAAAAGCGACCGGUGGUGAUUACUCGGUAUAUUAUGAGAGAUACCGUUGAAGAGAGUGUAGUAUCUCGCCAAGAUUUGAAGCUCGACGUCGCUAUGGGCGGUUUUGAGGGGGCCUCUUGUGAGGCAGCUGGUCAUGAUGUAUGA
Messenger RNA from Aspergillus luchuensis, 2760 nucleotides. RefSeq names its product DEAD/DEAH box helicase. The transcript has 10 exons. Lineage: Eukaryota; Fungi; Ascomycota; Eurotiomycetes; Eurotiales; Aspergillaceae. The record is from RefSeq and is a predicted model, not a curated record. The coding region runs from base 1 to 2760 and encodes 919 amino acids. Gene Ontology annotation, molecular function: ATP-dependent chromatin remodeler activity; ATP binding.